UUUUGCGUAACAUUCGAGUCUCCAACUGACCAAUCAGCGUCGUUCCUCGUCAAAAAACUUCCGCUUUGCUAACCAGUUUGCCUUUCCAGUGGAACGGUCGGUGUGAGCACACAUCUGAGUUUAUCAUCCACGUAGCUCAGAGGGAAAACCACCCAUAAAGAUGCCUCCGAAAAAGACCGAAGCCCCGAAACAGCCUCCAUUAAUCGGGCGAUUUGGAACAUCUCUGAAAAUUGGAAUCGUGGGAUUGCCUAAUGUUGGAAAAUCAACAUUUUUCAACGUUCUGACUAAAAGUCAAGCAGCAGCUGAAAACUUCCCAUUCUGCACAAUCGACCCAAAUGAAAGCAGGGUUCCGGUACCGGAUGAACGCUUCGAUUUCCUCUGCCAGUAUCACAAACCAGCCAGUAAAGUUCCUGCUUUCCUGAACGUCGUGGACAUCGCCGGUUUGGUGAAAGGAGCUCACGCGGGGCAGGGACUUGGAAACGCCUUCCUGUCCCACAUCAGUGCCUGCGACGCCAUCUUUAAAAUGACUCGUGCAUUCGAUGAUGAGGAUAUCAUCCACGUGGAGGGCAAUGUGGACCCGGUGAGAGACAUUGAGAUCAUCCACGAGGAGCUGCGACUAAAGGACGAAGAGAUGAUCGGUCCGAUCAUCGACAAGCUAGAGAAAACGGCUGUCAGGGGAGGAGAUAAGAAACUCAAACCUGAAUAUGAUACCAUGAUGAAGAUAAGGAACUGGGUGGUGGACGAGAAGAAGCACGUCAGAUUUUACCCUGAUUGGAAUGACAAAGAGAUCGAGGUUUUAAACAAAUACCUGUUUCUGACAUCUAAGCCCAUGAUCUACCUGGUUAAUCUUUCAGAGAAGGAUUACAUUAGAAAAAAGAACAAAUGGUUGGCAAAAAUCAAAGAGUGGGUAGAUGUUCAUGAUCCUGGUGCCGUGGUCAUUCCCCUGAGUGGAGCUUUGGAGUCCAAACUGCUGGACAUGGAGGAGGAGGAGAGGAAUAAAUACUGCGAGGAACAAAAAACACAAAGUGUUUUGACCAAAAUAAUAAAGACGGGUUAUGCCGCGCUGCAGCUGGAAUACUUCUUCACAGCGGGGCCAGAUGAGGUGCGAGCGUGGACCAUCAGGAAAGGUGCCAAAGCUCCUCAGGCUGCAGGAAAGAUCCACACAGACUUUGAGAAAGGCUUCAUCAUGGCCGAGGUCAUGAAGUACUCCGACUUUAAAGAGGAGGGCAGCGAAAGUGCAGUAAAGGCUGCUGGGAAAUACAGACAACAGGGCAGGAACUACGUCGUGGAGGACGGCGACAUUAUAUUUUUCAAAUUCAACACACCCAACGCACCCAAGAAAAAAUAACAGGACUGCGCCUUUUACUGUGGGAGGUACAGCCCAGUGAAAUCCCAAGGAGUUGCGCUGUGUUGGUUUUCACUCUUCUCUUUUGAAUUUUGAGUGGUCAUGGUUCUGUGAACAGGUAAAUGAUGCAUUCAAAUUUCCAAACCUGUCUGACACUUAAACUGUUUUACUAUUUAAAGUCUGAGGAGACAACUCGGCUACAAGUGUGAGCAUAAAUUUAGUGUGGUAAGAAAGAAGCCACUGUUUGUGUUAAAUAUAAAAUCUCUUUCCUGACUAUUAUAAAACUCAGAUGCUUAACUGAGACUUUUUUUUGUUCAUAUUUUGUAAUUAUUUAGACUAUGAAUUGACAUUAGAAUGAUAAACUAAUUGGCAGUUUUCUUUUGCAGGCUCACUUCUUUUGAUCAACUUUUACAUUUUGGUUGCAAAUUUUAAAGAAAGUAAUCAAUAAAACAUCACGGAUGUCUUUUUUUUUUUUUUAUCUAGAAAAGAAUGAAAACCAUCAUUCCACGUUUUGCUGAGGGAAAUGCUGUGCAGUUUUGGAAAUUUUUUAAAAGAGCGGCCUGCUACAGUGCUUGAUGAAAUGCCCGAACCGAAAUGUUAUAUAAGCUGCUUUUAUUGACUUGUUUUGGUUUAAAAGAAACACAUUUUCACAACACAUUUUCACAUUAACUUCAUCUUGCCGGUUGGAUCUUUAUUGGACCGUACAACAGAAAAGCCACUGAUAUUCAUUGUUGCUGCCUCCGCCAUGUGAAUGUGUUUAUUUACGCUCAAUCACCUUUCAAACCUCCUGGCACAUUGUGGACUCAAAUGGGGAAAAAAGUGAGGAGUACUUAAUGUCAGCUUAUCAAGAUGCAUGUGCCAAUAAAAACAGGGGAAAAAUCUA
Oryzias melastigma (Indian medaka) is the source of this 2228-nucleotide messenger RNA. Its product is annotated as obg-like ATPase 1. The transcript has 11 exons. NCBI's taxonomy places the organism in Eukaryota, Metazoa, Chordata, Actinopteri, Beloniformes, Adrianichthyidae. Gene Ontology annotation, molecular function: GTP binding; ATP hydrolysis activity; ATP binding. Bases 161 to 1348 code for a protein of 395 amino acids. The record is from RefSeq and is a predicted model, not a curated record. Gene Ontology annotation, cellular component: cytoplasm.